CCGAUGUUUUCCCGGAGCAAACGUUUGAGCGAGCCUGCCCGAGAGGCGUGCGCUCGCGCUGCGGCAUGAUUACCUUACGAUGUCCGGCUUCUUCUGACUGGCGCGGCCGUGACACGCCCGUCGUCGUGCUGUGCUGGUGGUGGUGCCCGCGUGCAGCCGCGAGUUGUUGACGCGGGCACCGUGUCAACAGGACAUGGAUCAAUCCGCGACUGAGGACCGAGAGAGUCGCAGGAGUCGACCGCCCUCCGAGCAGCUGGUGGAUUUGCACGUGUACAUUGUCCCCGAGGAAAGAUGGCUGCGAAAGCGGAAGUUGGCUCGGAACCACGUGGUGGACUACGCCAUAUCCGCCGGAUUUAUACGAGUGCUUCCCACUGCUCGACUGGUGGACGUGCGGCGGGAGAUCGACCGGCAGCUGGGCCACGACGUGGUUCCCAAGGAGUACGUCUUCCUUCGCAGCGUCGGAAGGAACUUCACUCAGGUGAAAGACUUUCAAGAGAUGGACCUGAAGGCGAAGAGCUUCCUCCCUCCUUGUGCCAGCGAGCCCGAGAUCUACCUCAAGUCCGGCCAGUUCGCCGAUCAAGGCUGGUCUCACGGCGACGACAGCGGACUCGACGAAGCCUACCUCGACGCUCGGCGCACGCACGAGAUCAUCGAAAGAAGGAUAGGCAUUAUCUCCCCGCCACCCCUUUCGAGCCCGGACACCUUCCUGCCACACUUGGACUCCACGCGGCUACUCCUAACACGACCGAGCAAGGGGCGUCGGUCGGCUGGCACUAACGGUGCCGUCGCUGGUGGCGCCACCACUGCCACAACUACGUACCAGUGGUCCAACGGCGGCACUGCCGGAGCCGGGCCGUACCAGCAGCACCGGGUGACCACUACGACAACCACGACUACGCACCGGUCCACGACAACGGUCGAAGAGACGAGCGUCAGGGACCAGGUGCAUUUGCUCAGGCUCCCAGUGCCUCCGCCCAAGGAAGAGAGGGAUCCGGUGGAGAGGGAAGGCAAGCCGGAAGAGAGUGAACGCCAGCAGCAGGCCCUCGACGGCCAGUCAGAGGACAGAGUCCACGAGGAGCACACCGAAGGCGAGGCCGACGGCCCCGAACUGAGCGACGCACCGCCGCCGGCCGCGUCGGUUCGGAGAAGACCCUCGGUGGCCUCUUCGCACCCGGAGGUCACUGGCGCCGAUGCCAAGGACCUCGCUUCAGGGGUCGACGACGCCAGAAGCAAAGACCGCAGUGACGAAGGCGACGACGACUCUUCGGCACAACAGCGCGGUCAACAGCGCGAGCCCAGCGAAGCGUCGGCGGCACCGUCGCCGGCAUCUGUCAGAGACCGCCGUAGCCGGAGCGACGCAGCGAGCACGGUCACGCUAACGCUGCCGUCGCCCACGUCCGGUGGCUCCCAAGCGCACGCCCUCGGGUCCCAGAGGAGGCCCAGCCUGACCGAGUCCCGCCGCAGGAGCGUGGCCACAGUGCCCAUAGCCGAGAGCAGCAGGCUAUCGGUGCCCACCUACCAACAGCAGCCGAGGAAGCCGAGUUUUGCCGGCGGAUCGCUCGGGCCGAAACGCGGGGACGAUGACAGUGGGGGCCAAAGAUUGAAAUCACGAGCACAGAGCGAAGAGGCACUCUCGCAAGAUAUCGAAGGGGAGAGCGAACGACAACCUCGGCGGAGGCCAAGUCGUGAUGGCGAUUCGCGCCGCUCGAGCACCGCACUUUCCGUAGACCGCGGGGAAGCCGAGCAGGAAGCGGAAGCCAAGCCGGAAACGGGCGAAGCCGAGCCUAAAGCCGAAGCAGAAGCGGCACAAGCCGCGCGAAACGACCGCUCAGGAGGAGGCGGCAGCAGUAGCACGGAGGACGCGUCCUCGGACCAGGAAGCACGCGCCGGUCACGUUCAGGCGUCGCCUUCGGGAGCAGAGGUCGAUAGGGUCGCGUCCGAUACCGAUAGGGGUCGCGAAGAGCAGCGGGAGCAGGGAGCUAGGGUCGAGGACGGGUACAACGGGCGCGAGGAGGCGGAACCCGAAGGCGAGUCGCGCGACUACUUCCACGAGGAAGGUCCGUACCGGUUGGAAGUGACCGAGGAAGAAGAAAACGAGGAGGGCGCGUUAGCGCAGGCGACUUCAGUCGCGCCCGUAGGUAAGGCAGGCGACGUCAUCACCGCGCCGUCCAGCCAGCGCACGUGGAAGACGACUGGUGGUGGCGACAAAGCAUCCAGAAGGAGUAAGUACCCCAGCAGCGUAGGACAACCCCAACUCCAGAAGCAGCAACAAAAGCAGCAGCUGUCCACGCGGGCGCCUGCAGCGACGAGAGCUGGGGCCAGCGGCAAACCGGCUGCGACCGGUGGCGUGAAGGCAGCGCAGCAAAGCGAAAUGAGCGUUCCCGAAAAAGUCGCCGGAGGCAGGAGCCGGAAGCAGUUCAGGGGCAAACCGUCAACAGUCACGGUCCAAGUGGCCAAAGUGCGACUGAUUCCAGGUAGGCCCGCGGCCGAGGCCGGCACCGCCGAAGCCGAGGCCGAGGAGUCGGAGAUCAAGGAAUACGUGAGGCGAGGCGGCGAGAGGAUUCGAGACGGCGGUGGGGAACGCGACGCCUCCUGGAGGGCAUCCAGGAAGGCGGUCAACAACGUCGACACCGCCCGCACUGUGGUCGAGAGCUACAGGAAGAGCGACGCCGCGGCAGCGGCGGCGGCCAAGAAGCCAAAGAGAGAGCGGACCUUCGACGUUGAAGUGUACGUGACAGAAUUGGGCGAGACCGGAACGCAGACGGGGGGAGGUACCGAAGCCUCGGGCAAGGCUGUGAAGGAACGCGGGUCGUCGUCCAAGGGUGGAGGUGGCGGCAGUGGCGUACGGCGCCGGUCUCGAAGUCACAAGUCGUUGAGCAAGAGUGACACUCGCGGUAGCUUGCUCGGUGAUAAAGGACACGCAAGGGGUGAUAAGGGAACAGAUACUACUGACGCGGACGCGAGUAGCCUAGCCGAUAGCGCGGGUUUUGGUCAAGAGGAUCCGUCUAUGAAAGACCACGGUGAAGCUGAACGGGAACGGUCUGAAAUCGAGUCCGAUCGACUAGACAAUGAACGGCAGAUCACACACACCUGCAAACGGCGUUGACGGAAACAUUUCAGCGGAUGAUGAAGGUUCUGGCGAUGAAAAGAGCGUUGAGCGCGCUUCUGCUCCGAGCGAAGCUCCUCACCUUGCUUUGGAGAGUGGUUUAGACGGCGACGAAAUCAAGCCUUCUGUAGCAGAGCUUCAGAGUACGGCGAAGGCACCCGAGCUGGUGGAUAAUACAGACAGUACCGAACGGAGCGAAGGCAGC
Molecule: messenger RNA, 3311 nt
Organism: Rhipicephalus sanguineus (brown dog tick)
Lineage: Eukaryota; Metazoa; Arthropoda; Arachnida; Ixodida; Ixodidae
Product: mucin-19-like
Exons: 8
Coding region: 194-3106 (970 amino acids)
Source: RefSeq, a predicted model, not a curated record